GCAUUUAGUUAUUUAUACUUAAGACAUUUUUUGUCCUCCUUAGCGUUCAUCAUACUACGACUGAUCCUGUUUAUUUUGUACACGUUCGGCUCCGCCCCUGCAGACGCGCCGAUAUCACGCAGUUGCGUAAUUUGACGAAGGCAGCGCAAAAAAAAAAUAGAGGAGAAUGAACGUUUGACAGCCGGCUCUUUUGCUCGCGCGGAUCCUGUCGAAACAAUAAAAAGAAAACACAUAUGCUCGAUUUAUUUGCGAGCGAGAUUUCGAAUAGCACCGCCGAUUUCUAAUGGCCGCUGCCGUGAGGAGUCACGUUUGGGUCGCUCCGGGGCAGGACGCGCAGUUUCUCCACAGCUGCGUCGCGCCGCUGCCAGCCGACUGCGUGAGAGGCGAAGAUCUCGGGCAAGCGGUCUGUCGCACGAGGGAUAUCGUCCCGGGAACUUCCUCUUUCCACGAUUAUAAUCUGUUUAAAUCAGAGAUGGACAGCUACCUGUCCCCGCACCAGCAGUACGCAGCCAACUCCAAAACGCUGUGCAGGGACAUGGGGACCCUUACCGCGCCGGAGCCGUCUUUCACCGAGGACCUUGGUUCCCCGUACAGCGUCAACAUGAGCCUGCUCCUUCCCGACGUCACGUACCUGCAACCGGGUCUCUGCAGGGCUGUGAGACAGAUCAAAACGGAGCCGUCGCACCCUCAGAUGCGGCACAGCUGUCAGGGUGACAGAGCGCUGCCACCGCCACUCCCAGAGUACCCGGGUGGUUUCGGUGCAGCCAACGGUAGAUCUUUUAUCAAACAGGAAGUGACAGAUUUCCAGGAUGUCCCCCUGUUUCAGCUUCUGAACUCUGACAUGGAGCAGCUCGUUCAUCGGUCCCAGCUGAGGUCCAUCCCCAGGGCCCCUUUGAGUCUUCCAAACGGCCAUGCGGUCCCCGCGCAGAAUUCUGCCAAACCCACAAGCAGCCCUCAGCGUGAGUGUUUGCCAUUUAAUCCGCACCCGGGCCAUCAGCGGAGACGGACCUAUCUGCCGCCCUCCCCGCCAAACUCGGAUCCCCCGAGUCCGGGAGGGGGCAAGGAGCCCCUUCACAAUCUGUCCCCACCUCCCUCCUACGAAGCCAGCGUCGCCUCCAAGUUAACUUUUCAGGCCCGUCGUAAUCCCGCCGAUACAGGACGCGCACCUGGCGCAGCUCCAAUCCAAAACCCAGACCAGAGUUCCAGCAUCGGAUCAGUCCAAAGCCCCGGUCCCAAGCCAGUCCAUCUCUCAAGCCUGACGCCCGGCCCGCUGUCCCCGGUGUUGGCCCAGGCGGCUUCCGCUAAGUACAACAGAAGGAAUAAUCCGGAUCUGGACAGAAGGCGGAUUCACCACUGUGAUGUUUCAGGAUGCAAGAAAGUAUACACCAAGUCUUCUCAUCUGAAAGCCCAUCUGCGGACCCACACAGGAGAGAAACCGUACCAGUGCUCCUGGGAGGGAUGCGAGUGGCGCUUCGCCCGCUCCGACGAGCUGACUCGCCACUUCAGGAAACACACCGGGGUGAAGCCUUUCCAGUGCACCGUGUGCACCCGCUGCUUCUCCCGCUCCGAUCACCUGGCCCUACACAUGAAGAGACACCAGAGCUAGAAACCCUGCUCCAGCAAAAGCACCGCCAAUCUUCUUUUCUUUUUUUCUUUUUUUAUAUUUCGCAAGAGCAGGCAUAUCAGAAAUCAAACAAAUUCAAAACUGUGGAUUAAUUCACUCACUCCCCCCGUGGGGAGACAUUGGUAGCAGUGCUGGCCUGCACGUAAUUGUUUCCUUUAUUGUAAAAAAACAACGUUACAAUCGCCUUAUUUUAUUUCCACGCAUCCACCCCCAAUAUCAGGGGACAUUUGCAAAGAUGUCAGUGACAAAAAUCAUUAGCCAGAUGUAACGACGAAAUUAUAUUCAUGCACUGCAAAGUACGCGGACAACUUCAAAUGUCAGCAUUUUAUUUUUCAAGUUUUAUCACAUAUCGUAUCAACACGGUGUCAACUAUUUAAUUCAUGUAAAAAUAGCAAACUACAAUUCUGUAAGUGCAGAUGUAGGAUCACUGGAAGGUCCAGAGAACAUGUUGUUUUAGUCAGCAUGGUCAAAGGGUAGACUGUAUGUGUGUAAUAUAAGAAGUAAAAGCAGUCAUGUGUGGAUUAUUUAAAGACACAGUAGGAGAAAUAAAUAGUGGGAGGAGCCGUGUGGCGAGCGACUUCAAACACUUUUGAGGAUCCUCGGAACAAAAUCUACAUUUACUCAUAACACUGAAAUGGAAGGAAGAUAAUGGGUGCGAGAUGUUAGAUCCUAUUCGUAUUGGACAGCAUUAUGAAUGUUCUGUAUCUAUGCUCCCACUACAUUGCAACGUAGAUACUGUCACAACAGAAAGUGUUAAAUAUCUUUCAGGUGGGCGCAGAGAUAAAUAAUAAAUGGUGCAUUUUGGGUUUCAGGACUUUCAAUGGUACGCUGCGUGUUUUUUAUUUAAUGGUCGAAGAGGUUUUUUUUUUAAACGGGUCUUGUUUCGUCCCAUGUUGACUUCAACCAUGUUGUACACUGAAAGGUGGUGGAGGAGCAGCUCUGAGUGCAGCGUGACAUGCCAGCAGCAGCUGUCACGAUGGACACAUUCAGUCUCGCUCGCCUCGAGACUUUAACUCUGCUGCAAACUGUGUGUCGGUACCUAACAUAACAGGAUUAUCAUGUUACUGAUGAUUUGUCUUCAAAGCGAUGUCUUAGACUGAGCACCUGCCAGUCUUAACAUCUGUGUUUAGCUUUUGGUUUCUUUGACUGCGAUCCACGUAUCGAAAACAACCUUUUAAGUGCCUUUAACUGAUUGUUUCUUCUUUUUUUUUUUGAGGGGUGGACGAAUGAAAAACCGAGCAUCCCCGUUGGGACACUGUUCUUUUAUCAGGUACUCCGCUUAAACGAUUGUGUGUGUUAGCUGCCCCUCCAUAUUUUAUAUAUAUAUAAUCUGCUGUUUAAGGAUACAAUCCAUUGAUUGUCUUCGGGUGUAUAAAGAUUUUUAACUUUUUUUUUUUAAUAGCAGGGACUGUUUAAUAUUAUUAAUAUUUUUUCAAAGGCUAAGAAGGAUCAAAUUUUAGAAUAUUGCUACAGUCUACACUGUUAUCACUUUCUCUAGCUCAGCGGGAGGAUGUGCCAGAGAAUUGUUGCAAUACUUUUUAAAAUAGAUAUGUACACGUAUUUUGGCAUGAAGAUGAACGUUGUGUCCUAGCUUCAUAAGAGCUAGCGUAAAUUGAGCAAAAUGUGCUAUGAAGCCAAUGCGACCCUUACAGUACAAAGAAAAGUUUUGUGUUGAAUAUUGCUUUUUAAUGUCUGUUUUAAAAAAAAAUAUAUAUUGUUAAAUAUUUUUUUUUCUACAUUAUUACUGUGUUCCCAUAUUACAUUUGGUCACUUUUAGAUUGUAAGAGACUACAGUAAUGUUUAUCUCGUAAAAGUUAUUUUCAGGUGUUUUUGAACACCUGCUGCAACAGCUUACUGAUGUGGAUUAGUUAUCAGUAAGGAUAUGGAAAAUAGAUUUGGCAUUGUUUGUCAUUUUUUCUUAACAGUUUUUGCAUUUUGUAUGAAAAUAGCAUGUAUGUAUGAAUUAUGCAAUUUUUUUAAAAGUUAGUUAAAAGCUACAAGUUGUAAAUUUAUUAAAGACCGUUCUGAAGGAGGACUGCUAGUAGACCACUUGUAAAGAGGAAACAACCGAACGGAACAGAAAUUGAUAUGGAAAAUGUACAAAAAACUCGAUAAAUAGAUGUCUGCUCGAGUUCUUUUUGUUUGUUCUUUGUGGAACAGCGACACGUGAUCUGUUCUCAGGAACUUUGUGCGCUUCUUCUUAUCCUCGACAAUUCUGUGCAAUCCAAACAAAACACAGUGACUUUUUUUCCCCCCUAAUUGCUGGAAAUUGUCCCUGACAUGAGUUACGGCUCAAAGCAGAGGAGUUGUCUGAGCUUUUCCUGAGCGCGGAGGAAGUUCCCCCGUGGAGACUGUUACAAUAUCACUCUUAUCCACUAACGUGCUUCGCUUUGCUCCUACAGUACAUGCCGGCACAGUACACAGGCUCCCGUGAGCGAUAAAUCACACUUGUGAUGUAGUGCACACCGAAUAUGCUAAGCGCGGUGGGAAUUGAAACCUUGUUAUUGUAAUCAUCGGAAUCCUUUUGCCGUCUGACAGAGACAUUCAUCCAGAUCCAGAUAUUACAGAGCGCCGUACAGGAUGUGCGCUUAAACUCUUAAAACAUACCGGCUCUUAGAAUACCACUCGGCGCAGAUGAUAACAAAGCAAUGCGAUAUUACACAGAGGAUCAGAACGUUUUAAUGUGUGCGAUUGAGGAUUUUCAGGUUUUACGUGGAUACUGUGAAUUAAAAAAUAAGUAGCGACGGGAAGUACUCUACUCUGUGUACGAGCUACUGUACCGUAUAUAUCAUACAGAACUUCAAAUGUCUCCCCUAAUACCAAGAUUAGGUUCCUGAAUGCCGGAGAACGUGAGUAAAGGACUCAGAUGUCAUCUGCGACACGGAACCCGCAUACCAUCCAUCUCAGUCACAGACAGCAACCAGCUCCCACGCCAGUGUGUUACAUACAAAAUGCAACUUUAUUAACCUUCAUGCCUCCAUUCAUAUUAAUAUACAUGUAUAUGUUUGAACUUAUUUUAAUUUCACAGCUCCAUCCAUAUGAAAAAAUACAGAGAGAAAAAAAGGCAAAACACUGACUGGAUACUUCAACAACUCUUGGAGAAAAAAAGAAAAGAAAAGCGUAACAGAAAAAAAAAAUAAGGACACCUGUUCUUGAAGUUUUGAAAAAUAUCAGGAUUAAAAAUUUAUUUUACAGACGUGGAAUUCCGUGAGCAGAAUCUCCUUUUUGAAGUGACGCUGAGCAUUAUCACAUUUUUUGAAUUCAUUUUUUUAAUGGUUUUUUUUUUCCCGGUAAGAAUGAAAAGAUCUGAAUAUAUUUACACUACACUCACUUUACAUAAAUACAGGAACAACGAUUACUGUACGUAAUAUCAGAAAACUUGAAAAAACAUAGGCUUCACUACUUAAAUCUUCAAAACCAGAAAAUCAGAAGCAGAUGUUACAACAGAAAGUCAAACUAGAUAUUGAACCGAUGGAGAAGAAGUGUGUGUUCGUGAACGAAGGCGCCGCUCUGCAGAUUUCCUCGUCCUCCAUGUUAAAUUCAUGGGAUGGAGCUGAAGCAUCGAGAGGCCUUCGCCACUCGGAUCUGUUCCCCUAAGAGGAAGUGACUUAUUGCGAGCAAAGCAAUAACGCGUCCUGUGAGAGUGUUAUGGGAGGAUGCUGCGUUUGACACAAUGGCGUAAGGCUCAGUGCGAGGAGAAAGUUCAACAUUAAAGGUCCCGCUUGCAUAAUGUCGUCAGUGUUUUUUGUUUUUUUUAUUGUCCAAAAUUUAUGCUUUCCCCAUUGGAUGUUUAUUAAUUUGAGCACGUGCGUUGAAAAAAAAAAUCCAAACUGCACAGAGCAGCUGAUAUUACAAGUUGUGCAAUAUGAGGCACUAUUCAUUAUUAUUGCAUAACUUUGACCCUGGUUACCGUUACAAAAUUAUGCUUUCAAAUGAGGAGAGGGAUGCUGGAGGGAAAUAUAACACACACCCUGUCCCGCGGAGACGCCGAGUUCAAGUCCAAUCGAAUCGAGCAAAAAAACUAAAAAAACUGGCGUGUUAAGGCAUGCAACGUCGUACACUGAAUACCAGGGUACGCGUGUCGUUGAUAUGUGCUUGAUCAAUAUCAUUUCUUGUCCGGGUAUAGCAAAAUAGCAAACACAGGGAAUAGAGUACCUUAAAUACGGUCAAUGUGUAUAUAAAUAAUUUGUUGAUUAUAGCAAACACUGGUUCAGCCUUUUGAGAGUACAAAUGAUUUGAUCAUGAACUUAUUGAACCACAAACUGAAGAAAGCAAACCGCUCUGUGGCAUCACAUGUAGUAAUUUACAAGACGGACACCAUUAGCCCCAUUUCACUGUAUAUCAAAUUAGAUAAAUUACAGUCUCUGGAAAAAAAAGACUUUACACGUAUAAAUGUAUUUCCUGCAUCUACUAAUCAAAAGCCCUAUUUUUCCAACGUAUAUACAGGCUGUAGAACUUUGUAAUAAGUUUCAUCUUCACUGUCACAUAUAUUACAACAUUUCAAAAGAUCCUUUUUACAGAAGAAGAAAAAAAAAGAAGUUAUAUGCAAAAGGAUGAAGGGCCCCUCAGUAAUAAAAUGUUCU
Anarrhichthys ocellatus (wolf-eel) is the source of this 6207-nucleotide messenger RNA. RefSeq names its product Kruppel like factor 5b (gene klf5b). Gene Ontology annotation, molecular function: DNA-binding transcription factor activity, RNA polymerase II-specific; RNA polymerase II cis-regulatory region sequence-specific DNA binding. Lineage: Eukaryota; Metazoa; Chordata; Actinopteri; Perciformes; Anarhichadidae. Gene Ontology annotation, biological process: regulation of transcription by RNA polymerase II. Bases 284 to 1606 code for a protein of 440 amino acids. The record is from RefSeq and is a predicted model, not a curated record. The transcript is spliced from 4 exons.